This is a messenger RNA of Colletotrichum acutatum, 2145 nucleotides long. RefSeq names its product PX domain-containing protein. Gene Ontology annotation, molecular function: phosphatidylinositol binding. The record is from RefSeq and is a predicted model, not a curated record. NCBI's taxonomy places the organism in Eukaryota, Fungi, Ascomycota, Sordariomycetes, Glomerellales, Glomerellaceae. The transcript has 2 exons. Gene Ontology annotation, biological process: reticulophagy; piecemeal microautophagy of the nucleus; endocytic recycling. Gene Ontology annotation, cellular component: phagophore assembly site; early endosome. Bases 388 to 1830 code for a protein of 480 amino acids.
CGCUUACCGCUUUCAGGGACAAGUGUGGGUACCUGCCAUCUCCCCGCUACCGCGCUGCCCAACCGCAUCAGGUCAGCUACACUAAGCUCGCAGCGUCACCUCUCAUGGUUCAGCGACAGGCAGCUCUUGCCCAUUCCCCACCACUGCCGCCGACACUUCCAGCCCAUUGUCCGGCAAGCAGGACGUUCUUUCCGCCAACUCCAUCCGUUGCGACGAUCCAAGAUCAAGCCUCCUCGAUCUGAUUGUUUAUAAACUUCGCGAUUGCAAUUCCUGUCGUUGCGUCUUCUGGCUCACCCCACGAUCCUCAUUCCUAGCUUCUCCAACACUAAAAGCGACUACUCCGGAUCCCGACAACCACAUAACCCCACGUCCGCCUAGCAGGACGCCAUGGCGGUCAUGGAUCAACACCAAGAUGAUUUCUCUAAUGUCUCCUGGAAUACGGACGAGCACACUGCUGCCGAGAGCUCGAGUUCAGUGACGGCCACUGAGUACGACGAGGAUGCCGAUAGAAACGGACACCAUGCCUACGAAAGCGACGCACCCGGCAAUGACGACGACCGGGAAGUUCUGGACUGCACAGUUUCUGAGCCGCUCAAGGAAAAUGAAGGCUCCAAGGAUACCUUUGUUUCCUACCUCAUCACCACCAACACCACAUUCCCCUCCUUCCAGAGAUCGCACACCACAGCCCGGCGACGGUUCACAGACUUUGUCUUCUUGUAUAAGGCACUAAGCAGAGACUACCCUACCGCCGCGGUCCCUCCUCUCCCCGAUAAACAGCGUAUGGAAUAUGUUAGUGGCAACCGCUUCGGGCCGGACUUCACCAACCGUCGAGCACAUUCGCUGCAGCGCUUCUUGAACCGCCUCUCUCUUCACCCCGUCCUCCGUCGAGCUGAUAUCCUCCACAUCUUCCUCGAGAGCCCCGACUGGAACGCCACAAUGCGCAGUCGCAGCCUCAGAGGAUCCCAGAGCAGCGAUGCCGGAAGCAGCGGCGUGUUUGACAACCUUACCGACAGCUUCCUCAAUGCCUUUUCCAAGGCGCACAAGCACGACAAGCGGUUUUUGGAGGUCCGGGAAAGAAGCGACAAGCUUGACGAGGAUUUGGCCCACAUCGAGAAGGUUGUAGCGCGUGUGGCGCGCCGGGAGAACGAUCUUGAACUGGACUUCAAGGAUCUGGCAGAGCAAUUCCAGAAGCUCAUCACUCUGGAGCCUGGCGUCGAGAGCGAAGUCCGACAUUUCGCCAAUUCGAUCGAGGACACUGCUAUGGGCCUGCGAAAGUUGAAGGAUGUUACUGACGGAGACUAUCUCGGCAGUCUCCGGGACAUGCAAGCGUACAGCACGGCACUGAAGAGCCUUUUGAAGGCGCGAGAGCAGAAGCAGGUGGACUACGAGCAGCUCACGGAGUAUCUUAACAAGAACACUGUCGACAGGGACCAGCUCCAGUCUGGGCAUGGCUCUGGAGGCCUGUCCGGUGCUAGCGGCCGACUGAUGCGCAAACUCGAAGACGUGCGUGGAGUCGAUCACGAGCAGGCCCGUCGUGAUCGCCAAAGAAAACUGGAAAUGAACAUUGACAAGCUUACCACCGAGGCGGAGCGAGCCAAGAAGACGAGCGAGAUGUUCGACGACGAGGUUGUCAAGGAGGUCGCCGACUUUGAGCGAAUCAAGCGAGUCGAGUUCAAGAAGCAGCUCGGAGGCCUAGCCGACUCCCAUAUUGAAUUCUACGACGAAGUCACGGAAAUCUGGGAGAGCUACGUCAAGGCGAUGGAGGAUGAAGGCGUUUCGGGCACCCGCAGCACCGGUGUUGAGCCUCCCGGUCGCCGCUUGGCGGAGUAGUGCUAGAAGUACCGGGAGAACGUGAGCAGCGAGUUGAGAGCCAUCAUGCGUAAAAGGAUUCGAGAACUGGAUGAAGAAUGGGCCGUGGAUGGAGAUUGGGCCGAACCCACCUAAUUGGGUUUAUAUGUUGGUAUAGGAUUAGCUUCCAAUGGCUCCGGAGCAUUACCUCGGACAGAUUCAGCAGACGGGAGAGCGGGUUAUGCCAUCGGAGUAUCGGACACACCAGUCAGGUAGAACUGGAGAUAAUCAUGAAGAUGGGGCGUGUGGAUUGCGAUUAAUGAAUCAAUACAUUUUCUUCUUCUCACGAUCGUAAAC